AUGACUGACUGGACAGAUAUUCAUGAUGAUUUUACUGACGAAUUACAAUCGCAGUGGGAAAAAUACGAACCUGAGGAUGCUGACUUUGCUUUUUAUAUUGAAAAACAAGGCUAUACCGUUGAUGAUGUGGAAAGAAAAGAAGGAAGAAUAAACAAAUUAAGAGACAAAUACGAUAGAGGUGAAGAAAUGAUUGAUGAUUUUUCUUCCGAGGAGGAGGAUUAUGAAGAAGAAGUCAAAAUUCAAACAAAAAAAGUUCGUUUGUCUAAUCCUCCUAAUCAAGACUGA
Entrophospora sp. SA101 is the source of this 285-nucleotide messenger RNA. Lineage: Eukaryota; Fungi; Glomeromycota; Glomeromycetes; Entrophosporales; Entrophosporaceae. The record is from the annotation of a GenBank genome assembly.